CUGCAACGUCGUCGCUAUGGAAUACAGAAGAACCCCGUACGAGGUGUUUCGAGAAAAGACCAUGUCGUGAAUCGUUGGCAAGGGAACAUUAUUCCAUACACUUUGUCAUCGGAUUAUUCGGAUGAGCAGAAGAAGAUCAUUCGACUUUCUUUGGACAGCUUGGAACAGAUUUCCUGUUUCCGAUUCGUUCCACGUUCUGAUGAAAAGGAUUUUCUGGCUUUUAUGCCAUUAGAUGGAUGCUAUUCCUAUGUGGGGAAAGUCGGAGGAACGCAGGUGAUUUCACUCGCAGUUGACUGUAUUGCUGACUACAUUAUAUGGCAUGAAGUGAUGCAUGCGAUCGGUUUCGAACAUGAACAUCAGCGUCCCGACCGAGACCAAUUCAUUAAAGUCGAGUACAGUAAUGUUCAACAAGGACAGCUGGUGAACUUCGAAAAGCUUGCGCCCCAUGAGGUCGACUAUCCCGACGACUACGACUACCAGUCGAUCAUGCACUAUGAUUCUCAUGCGUUUGGCCGAAGGGAUCCUGUCACCAACGCCAGACUGGCUACCAUGAUCCCACUCAAAGUUGGUGUGUUGUCUGAACAUUUGAAAACAAUCGCUAACAUCCAGUCGUAUUCAGAAAGUGACGGUGCUAUUUUUCAGAAUGGAUUAUGUUCAACGUCGUCAACUCAUCUGCAAGCCAUGCUCAAGUACUGCCAGAAAACAUGUCGUCUUUUUUCAAUGAUCCAGCUCCGAGCUUCUGUUCCGUAUAACAUCAGCCGACUGUCUAUGAUGUUACAGGAUCCUCGAUGUGACAAGUAUGCGCGGAACGGAUUUUGCACGGAUCCAUUUUACGAACGAAUAAGAGCCAAGAAGUGUAUGAAGACAUGCAACCUCUGCAUUUCUUUCAAGGAAAGCGAAUGA
Molecule: messenger RNA, 903 nt
Organism: Haemonchus placei
Lineage: Eukaryota; Metazoa; Nematoda; Chromadorea; Rhabditida; Trichostrongylidae
Source: the annotation of a GenBank genome assembly